AUGUGUUUUAUCAAUCGUUUCCUGACCCUUGAUGACGAUAUUAUUCCAUACUUGUACGAAGCCGGUUUUGGUUACGUUGGCAUUGUAAUUAGUGGUACGAAGUUGCUUCCUCCAUUGAUAAAUGUGUUGCUAGAACAAUGGAGACCGGAGACGCACACGUUUCAUUUUCCUUGUGUUGAGGCGACUAUUACCCUUGAAGAUGUCACAUACUAUCUUGGGCUGCCUGUUGAUGAAAAUCCUAUUACCAGUAUUGCUCAUGGGAACUGGAAAAACUUGUGUGAGGAACUACUCGGACAUACUCCAACACCAGAUGAUUUGGAUGAAAGGAAGAUCUACAUUAAAUUUUUGGACGACAAAUUUACGCAGCUCCCCGUCGAUGCUGCUCUAAAAAUUAAACUACAAUUUGCUCGCGCUUAUAUUUUACAAGUUACUGGAGGGAUCUUGAUGCCUGAUAAAUCUCGAAACAAAGUGCAUCUGAUGUGGUUAUAUCAUCCACUCGAUUUACGGGCUGCUAAAAAUAAGAGUUGGAGAUCAACAGUGUUGGCUUUUUUGUUCCGAGAGCUAUGUAAAGAUGUUCAUCUGAACAAACAAGCAAUUGGAGGUUGUUUGAUGUUGUUACAAUCAUGA
Messenger RNA from Hibiscus syriacus, 627 nucleotides. Its product is annotated as serine/threonine-protein phosphatase 7 long form homolog. The coding region runs from base 1 to 627 and encodes 208 amino acids. NCBI's taxonomy places the organism in Eukaryota, Viridiplantae, Streptophyta, Magnoliopsida, Malvales, Malvaceae. The record is from RefSeq and is a predicted model, not a curated record. The transcript has 2 exons. Gene Ontology annotation, biological process: meristem development; meristem maintenance.